Colletotrichum paranaense is the source of this 207-nucleotide messenger RNA. RefSeq lists its product as uncharacterized. Lineage: Eukaryota; Fungi; Ascomycota; Sordariomycetes; Glomerellales; Glomerellaceae. Bases 1 to 207 code for a protein of 68 amino acids. The record is from RefSeq and is a predicted model, not a curated record. The transcript has a single exon.
AUGAUGACUUUGCAGAAGAUCCAGCUGGUGUUCCUCCUGGGUAUUGGAUGGUUGAGUUCGAACCCCUCAUUUUGGCCGCCUUGGGUGGUGGCGGAACCCAGGCACACAACAGAGCACUUCAGGGGGCAUGCCUCCAACGCGCGUGCUGAGAUACCACAAGUGACGAGCAUCGUGAUUACUCUCUUUCAUGUACCCCGAGGAGAGUAA